Molecule: messenger RNA, 3110 nt
Organism: Papaver somniferum (opium poppy)
Lineage: Eukaryota; Viridiplantae; Streptophyta; Magnoliopsida; Ranunculales; Papaveraceae
Product: DNA (cytosine-5)-methyltransferase CMT3-like
Exons: 18
Coding region: 1085-2665 (526 amino acids)
Cellular component (GO): nucleus
Molecular function (GO): methyltransferase activity
Source: RefSeq, a predicted model, not a curated record
UUUCUCUCCGAAACCCUAACUCUCCCGCUUCAUCCUCUUUAAACCUUCAUCUUCUUACUCUAAAAAUCUCUCAGAAACUCCAAAUCUCCAUUUUCUGAAACUCGAUUCAACCCUAAAUCUCCAUUUUUCGUAUGCCAAUUACAGCUGCUAGCAGGAAAGGAGGAAGAAAACCAGGGGAUGAUCCUCCAGAACCCAAGAGGAAUAGAACAUCAAUUAAAAUCAAAGAGCCAGAAGCUGAACCUAGUUCAGCAGUAGAUCUGGAGACUAAAUCAACAGUGGCGAAAACAGCUAAAGGAAAAGGCAAAGCGGUUGCUGUUGAUGUGACGGAGAAGAGGAGGAAAUCAAAAAGUAAUUCUGAGGCAAAAUCUCAAAUUAGAAGACCGAGGAAGAGAACAGAUGGUCCGUUGAAGAAAUUAAAGAGUGUGAUAAGUAAAGGUAAGAAGAAGGUUGGUGUAAAAGAAGAAGACGAUGAAGAGGAGGUUGCAGAUCUAGUUAUUGAAAACCCCGAGGAGGCCGUAGAUGAGGAAGACGAAGUUGAAGAUGUCCCUGUCGAGAAAAUGAAGAGGAAGAUCAAUAAAUCUGAGAAACGGAAAGAUAACUGCCGUUUAAUUGGUGAACCAGUACUUAUUGAAGAAGCUAGACAAAGAUGGCCUCAUUGUUAUGAUGCAGCCAAGAUAAGGGAAGGUGGUGAAGGUUAUCUGCAUGUGAGACAGCACUUAGAUUUACGAAUUGGGAAACUGUUGUCAUAUCAAGGCUGAAGAUGGAGAGCCAGAUUAUAUAGGACGAAUCGUUAAAUUCUUUGAAACGACUAAGAAGAUACCGUACGUUGCUGUGAAGUGGUUCUUCCGCGCAGCAGAUACUGUCAUCAGAGAACACUCUUACCUCAUUGACGCAAAACGCGUAUUCUCUUCUGACUCUGGAGAUGACAAUCCACUGGAUUGUAUUCUUUGCAAGAUUACUGUUGCUAAAGCAUCCUUCUUGGUAUGGGUUUCUUUCUUCACUGAUAUUUAUGCAUUCCAGUUUACAUUUUAGUUUAUUGAAUGACUAAAUAUCUUAUGUCCCCUGCUCCCAUUAUUAUUAUGACAUGUCCUAUUGCGAAGAAUUUCAUACGUUUGAAAAUCUACAAACAGGAAUUGGGGAAGAAGCUAGUACAUCAUCUGCUGCAGUUUCAAGGGAGGGUUGUUCAAAAGUCUUUGAGGAAGAUACUGCUGAUCCUGAUAACGUUAUGCUGCUUCUUGACAUGUAUGCCGGUUGUGGUGCGAUGUCUACAGGCCUGUGCAUGGGUGCAGCGGCAUCCGGUGUCAACCUUGUCACUAGAUGGGCAGUGGAUUUCAAUGAAGAUGCUUGCGAAAGUCUUCGCUACAAUCAUCCAGAAACUGAGGUGCGAAAUACGAAGGCUGAGGACUUUUUGCAGUUGCUGUAUGCGUGGAAAGAUCUCUGUGCUCGUUAUAAUUUGUUGGGAACUAAUUUUAAUAAAACAAAGAAACCAACUGAGAACAAAAAGAAGGAAGAAACUGAGGAAGAGGCGCAGAGAAGCCCACCGGAUGAGAAUGGUGAGUUUGAAGUAGAGAGAAUUAUCGAAAUCUUUUAUGGAAUCAACCCAGAAACCAAUGAAGGGGCUGCUGCCUUACACUUCAAGGUGAAGUGGAAGGGGUGGGGCUCUGAUUGGGAUUCAUGGGAGCCAUAUUCAGAGCUUAUGAAAUGUGAGGACUGCAUAGAGGAAUUUGUUAAAGAUGGAUACCAAUCUAAUAUAUUGCCUCUCCCUGGCACUGUGGAUGUGGUAUGUGGUGGACCCCCCUGUCAGGGAAUCUCUGGGUUCAACAGGUUUAGGAAUUAUGAGGAGCCUCUCAAGGACCCCAAAAAUUAUCAAUUGGUUGUGUUCAUGGAUAUUGUAAAGUUUCUUCAGCCAAAGUUCACUCUUAUGGAAAACGUUGUGGACCUGAUGAGAUUUUUUGGUGGAAAUCUUGGUCGGUAUGCCAUGGGAAGGCUUGUUGCAAUGCAGUACCAAGUCCGUCUUGGUUUAUUGAUAGCUGGAAGUUAUGGGCUACCACAGUUCCGGAUGCGCACCUUUCUUUGGGGUGCCAAAAUGACAGAGCAAAAUGUUGUAAAGGGGGAUGAAGAGUAUACUCUGAAGCUGAAGGAUGCAUUAAUUCUGAAAGAUGCAAUUUUUGAUUUGCCAAAGAUUACAACGCAUGAAGUCAGGGAUGAGAUGGACUAUGGUAAUCGUAUUCCUAAGACAGAUUUUCAGAAAAUGAUUCGCUUGCCAAAUCACAAGUUGAUGGGGUCAGCUUGCCCAGAGGAAUCAGUGACUUUAAAGCUUUUUGACCAUAGACCUCUGAAACUAAGCGAGCAUGAUAAUCUUCGGGUUUCUAAAAUCCCCAGGGAGAAGGGCGCGAACUUCAGAAACCUCCCUGGAGUGAUUGUUGAUGAGAAAAACAAGGCAAGUCGUGAUCCGAAGAUGGCCAAAGUAAUGAUUGGAAAAUCUGGAAAGCCAUUGGUACCCGAAUAUGCCAUAAAAUUUGUCAGGGGAGCUUACAAAAAGCCACUUGGAAGACUGUGGUGGGACGAAAUCGUGUCUACCGUUGUGACUCGUGCCGAGCCACAUAACCAGUGGAUGGUUUAUGUAAACAUCAAUUUUCUGACUUUUGGGGUUUUCGUCAAAUAAUAUUGCAUCCUCUACAAGACCGAGUGUUAUCAAUCAGGAAGAACGCUCGUCUCCAAGGUUUUCCAGAUUUCUAUCGGCUAUUUGGUACAGUGAAGCAAAGGUACAUGCAAGUUGGUAACGCCGUGGCUGUACCGGUAGGAAAAGCUCUAGAAUUUUCUCUUGCAAAUGUAGUAAACAAUACCUCUGGCAGUGGGCAGGUUUUUGAACUCCCUCCAUCCUUCUCAAGAUGAACAAGAUUAAAACGGUUAAAUUUGACUUUUUCAAAAAUGUUUGAUGAUGACACCAAAUAACAAUUUCAUUGAGGAUUUGAUUAAUUCUUGUGGGUUUUAUAAAACAAUUAAACUUCUUUGCUGCUGUCUCUUGUAAUACAAUCCUGAGCAGCAGCACAUUUAGCUCUUUGGUAUUGUAACUUCGGAUCUACAUUCUCCUAAAUAGAAAUUCAGUU